Hemiscyllium ocellatum (epaulette shark) is the source of this 3978-nucleotide messenger RNA. It is a transcript of the gene hnrnpua, whose product is annotated as heterogeneous nuclear ribonucleoprotein Ua. The transcript has 14 exons. NCBI's taxonomy places the organism in Eukaryota, Metazoa, Chordata, Chondrichthyes, Orectolobiformes, Hemiscylliidae. Gene Ontology annotation, molecular function: promoter-specific chromatin binding; poly(G) binding; RNA polymerase II C-terminal domain binding. The record is from RefSeq and is a predicted model, not a curated record. The coding region runs from base 127 to 2727 and encodes 866 amino acids. Gene Ontology annotation, biological process: positive regulation of transcription by RNA polymerase II; positive regulation of attachment of mitotic spindle microtubules to kinetochore; regulation of chromatin organization. Gene Ontology annotation, cellular component: nuclear speck; centrosome; mitotic spindle microtubule.
GCGCCGAGCCGAGCCUCGAGGAGCCGGGUCGGUCGGUGGGUGCAGGGAGACGGAGCCCGAACUGAAGCGGAGCCCGAGGCCGAGUGCCCCCCCCCCCCCUCCGCCGCCGCCGCCAGCGCUCUCACCAUGAGCGACAUCAACGUGAAGAAGCUGAAGGUGCCCGAGCUCAAGGAUGAGCUGAAGCGGCGCGGCCUGAGCGUGCAGGGCCUGAAAGCCGAGCUCCAGGAGCGGCUGCAGGCCGCACUCGACGCCGAGGCCGAGGAGGAGAUGAUGGAGGAGGAGGAGGAGGAGGACGGGGCGCCGGGGCCGCUGGAGACCCCCGAGAACGGCGAGGAGGAGCUGGAAGACGAGGAGACGGCCGGCGCCGAGGAGGAGGAGGACGAGGAGGAGGAGCCGCCGCCACCGCCGCCGUUGGCGGGAGGAGACAAAGCCCAGGCCCGGGGCCCGGGACUCAACGGCGCUGCCCUGGCCGCGAGGCUGGAACCGUCCGCGGCCGCACUCGGCCAAGCCCCGCUGCCGGAGGCGGAGGAGGAGGGAGAGGAGUCUCAAGGAGAGGCCGAAGUCCUGGCCGGAGCCGGGGGAGGGGGAGGGGGAAUGGACGGCGGCGAGGACGAGGAGGAGGAGGUCGAGAGCAAAACAGGCGAGAGCGGCCUGGGCGACGAGGAGGAGGAGGAGGAGGAGAACGGCAUGGCGGAGGCGGCGGUGCCGGAGCAGGCCCAGGCCCCGGCCCAGGCCCAGCAAAGAGCGGGAGAAGAGGAAACAAUGGAGCUGGGGGGCGGCGAGGCGCGGGCUGGCGGCAAACAGGAGCCUGAGGCCGCCUCGGGCCCAGCUGCCGCCCCUCAGCUCCCCGGCAAAGGAAAAGAUAGCCAGGCUGAACAGACAACUGAUAAAGGUAAAGAGCAAAAUCGCAAAGGUGUAAAGAGACCUCAUGAAGACCAUGGACGUGGCUACUACGAAUAUAUUGAAGAAAACAAAUAUAGACGGUCCAAGUCUCCCCAGCCCCCUGUGGAAGAAGAUGAGGAAGAAUUUGAUGAUACUGUAGUUGCCCUGGAUACAUACAACUGCGAUUUGCACUUUAAGAUCAAUAGAGAUCGGUUUGGCGCCAUGCCACUGACUAUGGAAGGAUUUGCCUAUCUUUGGGCUGGAGGGAGAGCUUCUUAUGGAGUUAGCAAAGGCAAAAUCUGCUUUGAGAUGAAGGUAACUGAGAAAAUACCAGUGAAGCAUUUGCCGCCUGAUCAGACUGACCCACAUGAAGUGAGGGUUGGCUGGUCGCUGGCUUCCCACAGCAUGUUACUUGGUGAAGAAGAACUUUCUGUCGGCUACUCCGGAAAUGGCACAAAAUGUUCAAAUUGCAAAUCUGAAGAUUAUGGUGAAAAGUUUGGAGAAAAUGAUGUGAUUGGCUGCUUUCUUAACUUUGAUGCUGAUGAAGUGGAAGUCUCUUAUUCCAAAAACGGUCAGGAUCUGGGUGUUGCAUUUAAGAUUGGGAAAGAUCAUCUCACUGACAAAGCCUUAUUUCCGCAUGUUCUAUGCCACAAUUGUGCAGUGGAACUUAACUUUGGACAGAUGGAGACUCCCUACUUUCCGAUUCCAGAAGGCUUCACCUUCAUCCAGCAGGUUCCAUUGGAGGAGCGUGUUCGAGGGCCAAGGGGACCCAAAACCAAAGGAGAAUGUGAGGUUUUGAUGAUGGUUGGCCUGCCUGGAACUGGCAAAUCAGUGUGGGUUUCAAAGCAUGCAGCAGAGUACCCAGGCAAAUAUAACAUUCUGGGGACAAACAACAUCAUGGAUAUAAUGAAGGUUUUGAGCUUCAAGCGUCAGAAGACUGACAGAGGUAAACUAACUACGUUGAUUCAGCAAGCCACACAGUGUUUGAGCAAGUUUAUUGAGAUCGCAGCUCGCAAGAAGCGCAACUACAUCCUCGAUCAGACAAAUGUGUGUGCAGCUGCACAAAGAAGGAAGAUGUGCCUGUUCGCAGGCUUCCAACGUAAAGCGGUUGUCAUUUGCCCAUCAGAUGAAGAAUAUAAGGAGCGUUCAAAGAAGAAAGCAGAGGAAGAGGGAAAGGAUGUCCCAGAGCAUGCUGUUCUGAAAAUGAAAGGUAUCUACACAUUGCCUGAACCAGGUGAUUUUCUGGAUGAGGUGAGCUACGCAGAGUUGCAAAAGGAGGAUGCUCAGAAAUUGCUUGAGAAAUAUAAGGAGGAAAGUAAAACCGCUCUUCCACCAGAGAAAAAGCCCAAUACCAGUUCUGGAAAGAGAGCAAUGAAUCGGGGGCGGAGUGGUCAACGAGGUGGAAUGAACCAAUACAAUAGAGGUGGCCAGAGAGGAGGGCGUGGCGGAUAUCAGAACCGUGGCAAUUACCGAGGAGGUUCAAACCGUGGACAGUAUAAUAGAAGAGGAAAUCAGCAAAGCCGUGGCUAUGCUCAUAAUCAGCGUUUCACUCCAAUGAUAGGCUACAACAGAGGUGGUUUUAUCGAAAGACCCUCUUACAGUGGAAGAGGGGGUUCUUACAACCACAGGGGCGUGGCAGACAACCACAGGGGUCCAGGCAGCAACAGAGGAGGCUAUGGACAAAAUUUCAGAGGCAGGGGAAAUCGUGGCUUCAACCAAGGCUACAGAAAUGAAAACUUCCUCCAAGGUCAGGGCUACAAACAGAACUGGAGCCGUCAACAGCAGGCACGACUGCAACAGUUCUGGAGCCAGUACAGCAAUCAGUAUAACAAAGACUACUACUAGGAUCUGCAGUGAGUGAAUGAACAAUGGUUUCACCGCAGCUGUAAUUUCAACCAAGAGAUGUCAACUUUUUUAAUCUUGAUUUUUAAACAUUCCAAAACAAAGUGCCUGCAGGUCGUAUUUGGAAGCUUUAUCAAUUAAUUGAUUUUUAAGUGUCUUUUAUUUUUUUACAUUUUAAUUGUAAUGUUUAGGUGAAAUGUGGUGAACCUCCAAUUUCUAGAGGAUUAAAACAUUUUCAGUUUCUGCAUUUUUUUCUGUAAAAUUUUAUCAAAUAAAAUCCCCCCGAACUUGUGCUUUGUGUGUCACUCGUUUAUUAAUGAACCAUCAUAGUGUUGGGUUCACGAUUCUGCUCAGUCUGAUGCACUCUUUUUUUGCCUCCAGAUGGUGCAAAUUCAGGCACUUCCAUCCCUCACAGUUCAAUGACAAUAGAAAAGUGAUCAAUUUGGGGAAAGGUUGUGGAAAAUACCUAUUUUUUGCACCAUUAACAAAUUUAAUACAUGUAUAUUUUUAUUCAUUCAUUUUAUCAAAGGAUGAUGCAGUUUACAACAAUUUACAAUAUUUCCAUACUAUUUAAUCAAUUGAAUUUAAAUUUUACGGAUCUAGAGAACAACAACAAAUGCUGACCUAGUCAGCAACACUUUCGCUCCUUUUAAAAGCUGCCAUGAUAGGGUUUGGGCGCUCACCCUGACUUUAUUAGUCCAGGCCUCUGCAUUGCUACCCUGUAACGUAAGCACUGUAAUACUGUACCUAACCCAAAUCCCAGGAAUUCAUCAAGCCUCAAAAGGGCUAAAAUUAAAGGUGUUGCCUGGAAAGAAGUAACUAUUUACUAUAAUUUUCUGACCCUGGAGGUGGUGAUUCACAAUGGCAGUGAACAUAGACAAGAGUGUGGUGCUGGAAAAGCACAGCAGGUCACCCGGCUCAUGCCCAAAACAUUGAUUCUCCUGUUCCUCGGAUGCUGCCUGACCUGCUGUUCCAGCACCAUACACCCGACUCUGGUCUCCAGCAUCUGCAGUCCUUACUUUCUUCUACUGAACAUAAAGAUAACUUAAAAGAAGUUCUGGGAUUUACAUAUUAAUGAAUUGAAAACUGCAUUCUAACAGAUGAAAGAUUUAACAAACCAGGUUUGUUCAAUAUAUCACUGUAUGACACUGUAAUCUUUUGCUAUAAAUUGUCGUAUGAUCUAAUACUCCACAACCACCUGAUGGAGCAGCGCUCCGAAAGCUAGUGCUUCCAAAUAAACCUGUUGGACUACAA